Macrosiphum euphorbiae (potato aphid) is the source of this 834-nucleotide messenger RNA. The record is from the annotation of a GenBank genome assembly. Lineage: Eukaryota; Metazoa; Arthropoda; Insecta; Hemiptera; Aphididae.
AUGGUACCUCGCGUGACUCUGCUGGACUCUCAUGUACUCGAUGAUCACAUUUCCAAAAUAUUCAUUGGCCAGACCUUAAAGGUUUUUCAGUACUUACCGUCAUGGAUUUUAAACAAUUGCGAGUUGGAAAUAAAUUUGGUAUUAAAAUUCUUAAUGACAUAUUAUUCUGUGACAAAAUCAAAAGCAACAUUUGGUCAACAAAUGCUUGGAAUUAGAUUCAAACCAGACCAGCUGACUGAUACAAAGUUGGUUCUGUUUCAACUGUUUACGGUAGGAGCAGAGUACAUACAAUCAAAAGUAGAAAGUCCAUCAAACAAUUUUAUAAACAAUAUUUCUAACCUACAAUUAAUUGUUGAUGUUUUGAAAGCGGGUUCUUUCUUGAAUUUUCUGCUCUUCCUGCAACAAGGCAAGUACCCGACAUUAACUCAAAGGUUUUUAAGUCUUUCACAAGAGUCAACCCGCAAACGAAAUAUUGAAUACACUUAUAUGACAAGAGAACUGCUGUGGCAUGGUUUUUCUGAGCUGUUGUUAUUCACAUUGCCUCUGAUCAAUUAUCAGUCUUUGAAACAUAAAAUAUCCAGAGUAAUGCAUUUUGCACCACGCAAAGAAGAUUUCAAAGAAAGACAGCCGCUCAUGUUUCCUGUGUCGGUGUGUAGUAUUUGUCGAGAGAGACCUGUGUUACCACAUCACCUUAAAUGCUCUCAUGUGUUUUGUUACUACUGUAUAAGUUCAAAGAGAAUGGUUGAUGAAAAAUUUGAAUGCCCCGAGUGUCAUCAUUUCGAACAAAAUGUAAUACCUGUGAUAUUGAUCAAUAAAGUUAAUAUAAGCUCAUAA